Clunio marinus is the source of this 1429-nucleotide messenger RNA. The record is from the annotation of a GenBank genome assembly. Lineage: Eukaryota; Metazoa; Arthropoda; Insecta; Diptera; Chironomidae.
AGUAUGUUUUUGCGUUUGAAAGAGAAUCAUCACUUGUGUGAUAAAUAAAAAGUGGCGAAAGCAACUUGAAGGAAAACUUAAUUGACUUAAUAGCUCAUACAAAAGCAUCAUUAAGCGUUAAAUUUGUCGUUUGUCAACAUCGCAAAAUUCUCUUACUGCGUACAUUUAUUUGUUCAGUGCAGUUCAAAAAAUUAUCAAGUUAAUUUCUAUUUUUAGUCGAACAGUGUUCUCUGAUUCUCACUCACUUUAAUAAUCCCUAAAAAUAAAAACUUCACAGUCUUCACAAAAUGAUCAUCUUUGACCGCUUUCUCUGUUGCAUCAGCUUGAAAACGUUUGGAAAGUUUGUAGGAUGGGUUGGGUCGAUGGGAGCGAUAAUGAUGGCUUACGCUAUGUUUCUAAUCUAUAGCGUCAAACCUGAAAACUUAAGAGGAUUCAAGGAUUAUCACAUCAAAUCUAGUUCUAUAACCACUGAGGAUGUUCACAUUUUUGCUGGAAUAUCAUUUGCUUUACUGCUUUUGUUUACUUUGAUUCACAUUUUACUGAUUAUUGGAAUUAAAUUUAUUAAAUCGCUGGCUAUCAUCCCACACAUUCUUUUGUCAGUCUUUGGAACUGCCGCAGCAAUUUGUCUGAUUCCAUCUGAGGUUCAUCUAAGUGCGACUGAUGAUCAUGAAGCAACUAAGGUCGAGUUGAUAAUUGCUUACAUUAUGAUUAUAAUAUUCAGUGUUUAUUUUACUCUCUGCAUUUAUUCGCUCUAUGAGUUGAUUAAGAUUGAAGAAAAGAGAAGAAAAAGUUAUAGAAAUUGUGAAUCAGUUUUCAUCACAAAAAUCCCGAAAUAACAUCAAAAUGAAGAAAUUGCGAAACCCUCAGGAGAAAAAUCAAGACAAGCAUUUUUCAUUCAUUUCUUUUAUUUUCAUCAUUUAAUAAACAAAAAAAAAUAUAAAAGAAUAUUUUGGAAAUGUGAAAACAAAAGUUAAUUAAAGAUUAAUCGAAGAGUCAAAUAAAAUUCAAGAAGGUUGAAAAAGUUCAUAAAUUAAUAAGUUACCUGUCAUGAAAUGAAUUAAGAAAAUUAAAUAUUUAUUCAGUUUGAGCUAUCAAUUAUGUUUGUAAACAAAAAUAUAAAUCAAAGUUAACUCAUCUAAUCAUGGUCAAUAAAAAAAAUAUUAGCAGUUAUAAAAUCCGAGAAAGUUCCAUAAGUGAUGAUCAUAUAAAUAUGUAACUGAAUGAGCAUUGCCUCAUUUAACGACCAACAAGUGAGCAAUCUCAGCGCAUGGAGGAAAUUCAGAAGCUCCAUGAAAUGUUGGCAAUAAAAAUUUUAAUUUCCUUCCUCUAAACAAUCUGAAUAAUGCUUUUGGGAUUAAUGAUUUUCAAACUCAAAAAUAUUAUUCAAGUUUUUUCAUUUUCUUCCUACGUUUUUUUUCUUUAUUUCUCA